This is a messenger RNA of Triticum turgidum subsp. durum (durum wheat), 522 nucleotides long. Lineage: Eukaryota; Viridiplantae; Streptophyta; Magnoliopsida; Poales; Poaceae. The record is from the annotation of a GenBank genome assembly.
AUGGUCCUGUCGGCGGUGUUCGACAACAGGACGAACGAUGUGGAUUGCUCCGUGGCGGCCUGCGGCGACCUGUGGCGCGCCGAGGCGUCGCACUCCAGUAGCGCCAGCGGCAGCAGUGGCGGCGGUGACGGCGGCGCGACGCCGCUGUUCCUGGUGCAGCUCGGGCCCAUGCUCUUCCUCCGCGACACGACGCUGCUCUUCCCCAUGCACCUCUCCAAGCGCCACCUCAUCUGGUACGGCUUCGAGCGCAAGAACGGAGUGAACUCGGUGUGCCCGACGUACUGGACAGCUCGCCGGAGAUGCUUCUUCAUGUCGUUGAUCUGCCUCAACCCCUUUGCUUGCUCAUUCAUGGACAUGCAAUUCCCCAAUGGACAGCUCAGAUACGUGGCUGGCGACGGGUUUACGGUGAGGGGCUUCCUCCCUCUUGGCGGCGGCGGCAUUGUCCAGGCCCACAGAAAGUUCCCCGAGGAGAAGCUGUCGCUUCUCCUACAAGUUCACAACAGAAACCCGAUCGACAGAUGA